AUGUCGCACUCUUUCGAGAUAGAUGGAAAGUCUCCCCUUCUCUUCCUCCCAGAGCAUCUUCUUAUUUUGUUUUUGAAUAAGGCCUCUUUCGAUGGAGCUGAUAUGGAAGAGAUCAUGAACGAAGUCCUCGGCACUCGUCCCUUGUUCCUUUCAGAUCCUCGAGACGAGUCAGAGAUCUUGAAAAGCGUACUUCGCAAGGGACAGUUCCCUUUCACGCUUAAAGGGUACUUCAAGUUUGGUUUCCAGCCUUCUUCUCUGUGGAUUUCCACGCAGACUCGAGACUCAAGCCGCGGGGAAGAGUCAGCCAUUGCCGAAUUUGCGGGGCGAUAUAAAUCUGAAGAGGAUACCAAAGCUGCCCUGAAUAUGUUGAAGUUGCUAUUGCAUCAAACACUCCAGGCUGUUGGGGCUUCAGCUUCAGACCCUUCUCCACGACCUCCUAUCGACCAUUUGGUUGAAUGGAUCAAAUGGACCUCAGAUGCACUGUUCGCUGACGAGUUCCGCGAUGGUAUCUCUCACAUGAUUGGGAUGCUGUGCAAGAAUGGUGGUGUAAUUGAUCUCUACCAAGAUCGCUUUGGCGCCCAAGGUCAUCCAGAGACGGGACCCGACAACGCAGUCGAGCUUGCAAUGCAAUCCUACUGCCCCAGCUCUCUCCUUGAGAACUUUCUCAUGUACCGACCAGUCAGCGAAGGACCACUAACCGCUAGGAGCAAGCUCUGGAGACGUUUCGGCUCUGAUCUGCCUCGAGGAACACAUCGUGCUGUGUCAAACAUGGAGUGGAUCGUCGCCGGUAUUCACACCCAGUUCUACGGCCGAAAGUUUGGUCCUUUCACUGGCUAUGGCGAGAGACUCAAAGGAUUUGACUACCCCGAGGGUAUUGCUGAAGUCUACAAAAUCAAGGCUUAUUUGCUGUCGAACGAGUACUGUACCGAUGCGAUUGAAAGAGAGGCCCUGAACAAUCUCGCCGAGGCGGUCACCGAGAUCCAAGAGAUGCUUCCAUUCACUGGCCGCCUUCACCAUGGCGAAGAUAGCGAGAAUGAAGGUUUAUUCAAGCUCUUCAGUGCUGUGUCAUGCCUCGCUUCCGAUUCUUACAAAACAGAAUGUGAUAAGCUGACUGAAGAGCUUGGCCCACGACGCCAUCAAUUCAUCAUCAACGACCGUUUUGACCCUCGAGUUGAAUGGAUGAAGUAUACGGCUGACAUCAAGAUUCCCGAGUUACAGAGUGAGCCUGGCAAGAAGUUCCGCGAUGAGGCCCUCGAGAUCUGGCGACGACUGAUCAUUGAGCGUGGCGACAACCGACGAUGGUGGGAGAUUAAGGAGCAGGAUAAGUGGUUCGUCCCUAUCGAAGAGGUCAAGUCUGCUCUCAGAGUCGCGAAUCCAUCUGCUGCAGAUGCUAUGGGUCUCUAA
Messenger RNA from Fusarium subglutinans, 1404 nucleotides. RefSeq lists its product as uncharacterized. The transcript has a single exon. Bases 1 to 1404 code for a protein of 467 amino acids. The record is from RefSeq and is a predicted model, not a curated record. NCBI's taxonomy places the organism in Eukaryota, Fungi, Ascomycota, Sordariomycetes, Hypocreales, Nectriaceae.